Messenger RNA from Cooperia oncophora, 900 nucleotides. NCBI's taxonomy places the organism in Eukaryota, Metazoa, Nematoda, Chromadorea, Rhabditida, Trichostrongylidae. The record is from the annotation of a GenBank genome assembly.
AUGGACACAAUGUCAAUGGCAAUUCCAAUGUUUGGUAUGGCUGAUCAUCAAGUCGCUACAUACGAAACGGACGAUUCUGAUUUCAAUCUGAGGGAGCAGCGAUCUGAACGAUGGCGAGAUACCUGGGAUGAUCGCGUUUGCCGUAAUUCUCUGUUGGCCGUGCAUCAGCAUCUCUAUCGCGAUCAGCUGAAGAUGUCGAAAGAAUCGAAGCAGUUUCAGGAGUUUUUCGUAAAGGAAGACAUACAUCUGAUUCGACAGAAUUUUCAGGUUCUUGUUAAUUACUGCGCUGAUGACAACCUAGCGUGUUGCCAGAUUUUCAAGAAACUCUGGCUGGAAUACCAGAAUAGGUUUCCUCAUCCAGUGACAUUGUACGGCAUGCUGAAUAUGGGAAACGCUUACCUCCCAAUCAACGAGAACUGGGAACUAUUCUACCAGAAGAAUGAGAAAUCUUGUGAGGAGACCAAGGAAGCGGGAGCUCGAGCGUUGGUAACUGCUGCGAAACGUGUAAUGGAUGAGCUGAAGCCUGACAUGAAUGCCGAAGCCCAAGUGGACGCUUGGCUUUUUGAUGUUGAUUGGUCAUUCAAGGCUGACCACGAGUAUCCCGAAUGGUACUUCAAGUUGUUCUCAAAACGAGGAAAUGUCUAUCUCGACAAGGAAUCAUUGACCAGCGAAGAUGUGGUUAUGAAGAGCGCCUAUGUUCCGCUUAUAUUUGGGAUGACAUAUGGUCCGUAUCCUCUUCAUAGAUCACGAUAUCUCGGCUGGGGUUACUUGGUUCCGAAUGAAAAAGCUGCCAGAUCGCGAGAGCAAGAAGCGUCAUCAGGUCCGAAAACUUUUGUGUUAGUUCCUUCAUUCACUUUAUUGAGAUCAUACCCCGCCAUAGGACGUGGGCACCGUGGAGAA